Messenger RNA from Saccostrea echinata, 1689 nucleotides. RefSeq names its product calmodulin-like. NCBI's taxonomy places the organism in Eukaryota, Metazoa, Mollusca, Bivalvia, Ostreida, Ostreidae. Bases 132 to 557 code for a protein of 141 amino acids. The record is from RefSeq and is a predicted model, not a curated record. The transcript is spliced from 3 exons. Gene Ontology annotation, molecular function: calcium ion binding; enzyme regulator activity.
GAAUGGGACAUAGGUAUACACACUAUUGAAUGUAUUCCUGUAAUUGACCAUAAAAACCCUACACCUGGUCAAACCAGUCAUCUACUGUGGUCCAAACCGACACGACUAAGAGCUUAAGACGUUUAAGAAAGAUGGCAGCCGCUCAGAGGAAAAUGUACGAAGACUUUUUUGACAAGACCGAUGCAAUGGGACAGAAGGACGGCAAAGUUUCUAUCCAGGAACUGAAGAAAAUGGUUGUAGAAGGUUUGGGACAGAAGAAAUCGGAUCGAGAAAUAGCGGAAAUGUUCUCUGACAUCGACAAGAAUGGAGACGGCCAAAUAACAAAAGAGGAAUUUCUGUGUGAAAUGAUGAAGAAAGAAAGAAGAACAGCUGUUGAGGAAGCAUUUCAGAAGAUUGAUAAGAACGGGGACGGUAAACUGGCCAGAGACGAAGUGGCAGCUGCCAUGCGAGAGAUUGGUCAUUUUACGGACGAAGAGAUCGAUAAAUUGAUCAAAAAAGCUGACAAAAACAAUGACGGUGUCAUUGAUCGGGCAGAAUUUGAGAAAGAGGUCUACUAAGGAAUUUCGUACUUGAUUCAUAUAAUAUACGUACUCUUCUAAAUGUUCAGAAAAUUACUAGUAUUUGCUAUUUUUUUUUUUUUUUUUUUGCUUUAAAUGUUUUUUCACCAGCCUAAUGUAAUGCAAGUAUUUUCAAAUUUGUAUUGUCAAAACUUUAACAAAUUAACUUAUGUUAAUGUUGCUUAUACUGGUAAUUUAGGUUAAAUCUGAUUUUAAAACAGGAUAUAAUCGGUUUCCUCACAUUCUCAAUUCCAUUGUUCUAAGUAAAGCCUGAAUAAGCACAUAUGCUGGUUACAUGUAUAACUUUUUUUUUUACUUUAAUCUGCAUAUGUAUGAACAAAUUUAAGAAAAUUACUAUUUCCCGAUGAUUCUGUCUUAAUGUCCGAAAUAGAGAUGCUUCGAAAUAAUAUUUAUUUGGGUGGCCAGUGAUGACUGCCAUGUUAAUAUCAACAGUCCUCAUAGAGUACUAACACUACUUACUUAAGCAUACAUUCAAACUUUAUCACUUUUUCACUGUCACUGUAUAUAGAUAUCAACGAUGUUUUGUAGAUUCAUGACACAUUUUGGAAAUCCAUCAAAAUAAGACUUAAGCACAUAUCAUAAAAGGGAACGUUUCACAUUUAACACAUUGUCUUCCGAAUUCUGUAAGUAAAGAAUCCCCCCCCCCCCGAUUUAUUAUUACUAUUAUAAUAUUACAACUAAAAUAAUAAAGAUCCAGAAAGAAAUCAGUAUGUAAGUUAAAGGCUUUAUGAAAAAAAGUUUUGAUUAUGUGAUGAGUAAGUUUAGCUUUGUCUUUAGGUAUAUUCUAUUUCUACUUUACUGUUUAUACAUAUAUGCAUGUAUAAUUGUUUCUGGCUUUUUUCCCCCAGUAUAUAUAUCACUUGUACCAAUAACUCAUGUACCAGUUAUCAUUGUGUAUCCUUUUUUUAGCUUCAGUUUGAAAGUUGAAUAUAUAUUUUGUUGAUUUAUAAAUUCUUCAGAUUUUAAACUCUACAUAAUUAUAUAAUAAUGAAAUUCCUUUUACAAUUUUUGCCUAUUAGAUAUUAUACAUGUAAUUUAAGUCAAGGUUUAUUGGAACUACGAAAUUCAUCAGAUUCCAGUAUGUUCAAAUAAAAUGCAAUUAUUACACUCA